Messenger RNA from Oppiella nova, 231 nucleotides. The record is from the annotation of a GenBank genome assembly. Lineage: Eukaryota; Metazoa; Arthropoda; Arachnida; Sarcoptiformes; Oppiidae.
AUGGCGCGACUCUUGCAGUUCACGACCGGCUGCUCACAACUGCCUCCGGGAGGCUUCCAAGAACUCAACCCCAAGUUUCACAUCACAUCCGCGCCCACAUUCGGUGUACUGCCGACGGCUCACACCUGCUUCAACCAAAUCUGUUUACCUGAAUACGACUCGUAUGAACAGUUCGAGAGAGCGCUGAGAAUAGCCAUCACUGAGGGAGGGGAGGGAUUCGGGAUGAUAUAA